GUGUGGGUGUGGUAAGAGUGACCUCACAUGUCCGGAUUGGGCGUAUAACAGUGGGCAUACAUACAUACAUACUAGGUAUAUACUGUACAUACGUACAUACCGGUCCACGAACGCCAUUCACACACGCGGCCCCUCAUUGGUUUGUUCGGUCGUAAUCAAUCAAUCAAUCACACCAUCGCUCAUCAACAUGGCGCUCAUUCAUACUCCCAUCCCAAGUCUCAAGCUCAACGAUGGCAACAGCCUCCCCAUGCUCGCAUUCGGGACCGGGACCGCAUGGUACAAGACCGGCGACGAGUCCAAACUCGACCAGAACUGCAUCGACAGCACCGUCACCGCCAUCGAAUUGGGCUAUCACCACCUCGACGGCGCCGAGGUCUACAAGACCGAGACCGAACUCGGCAUGGCCAUCAAGAAGGCCGGCGUCGGCCGCGACAAGCUCUUCAUCACGACCAAAGUCCUCCCGAACAUCGCCGACAUCCCCGCCGCCCUCAGGUUGAGUCUGCAGAAGCUCCAGGUCGACCAUGUAGAUCUCUACCUCAUCCACAGCCCCUUCCACACCGAGGACAGAGCCGAACACCAGGCCCGCUGGAGACAGAUGGAGGAGCUCCAGGCGCAGGGUCUGACGCGGUCCAUCGGCGUGAGCAACUACCACCCGGAACACCUCGACGUCAUCCUCGAGACGGCGCGGGUCCCGCCGGCGGUCAACCAGAUCGAAUUCCACCCGUACCUGCAACAUCCGGAAUGGAUCGAAUACCACAAGAAAAAGGGCAUCGCGACCAGCGCGUACGGCUCGCUCGCCGCCGUCGUCAAGCGCGGGGCGUCGUCGUCGGCGGCGGAACCGGGGCCGCUCGAGGCGAGCCUCGCGGCGCUGGCGCACAAGUACGGCGUCUCCCCCGCCGAGGUCUGCAUCCGGUGGUGCAUCGACCAGGACGUCGCGGUCAUCACGACCUCGUCCAAGGAGCAGCGCCUGAGCGACUACCUCCGGGCUAUGACGUUCAAGCUGACGCCGAGGGAGAUCGGGGAGAUCAAUGAGGAAGGGAGAAAGAGGCAUGUGAGGGGUUAUUGGAACCAUAAAUAUGGCGAUGACGAUCGGUCGUGAGAGAGAGAGAGAGGGAGAGAAACCGAAACCGAAAUCGAAAUCGCAGAGAGAGAGAGAGAGAGGAGGGAGAGAAACCGGAAAUCCGCAUGACGGUCCCUCGAAAGUUGAAAAGAAGAAGAAGAGACAAAUGAAAGAAAAAGAAAUUGAAAAAACGAUCUACCCCGGGUCUAUUGGUCGAAACAAAUUCCGCAACGUGACAUACAAAAACAUCGAGGGGGACCAGCGAUCGUCGGCUCUCC
Messenger RNA from Dissoconium aciculare CBS 342.82, 1338 nucleotides. Its product is annotated as aldo-keto reductase family 1 member C13. The record is from RefSeq and is a predicted model, not a curated record. Bases 188 to 1099 code for a protein of 303 amino acids. The transcript has 5 exons. Gene Ontology annotation, molecular function: aldose reductase (NADPH) activity; oxidoreductase activity, acting on NAD(P)H as acceptor. NCBI's taxonomy places the organism in Eukaryota, Fungi, Ascomycota, Dothideomycetes, Mycosphaerellales, Dissoconiaceae. Gene Ontology annotation, cellular component: cytosol.